This is a messenger RNA of Cuscuta epithymum, 1690 nucleotides long. Lineage: Eukaryota; Viridiplantae; Streptophyta; Magnoliopsida; Solanales; Convolvulaceae. The record is from the annotation of a GenBank genome assembly.
GUUCAGGUGUACCAUUCUUUUUUGUGCUAUCGGUAUAUUGGAUGGAGGUAGCUGGCAUUUGUGAAUCAUCAUUAUCCAAAAUGAAAAAUUGAUCAUCUUCUCCCCGCGGUACAUAUACUCCAAGUCUGAACUUCCUCACUUAAGAACAGUCAAGAUAUCGAUCAUCAUUUCUCUCUAUUCUGCCGUUGUAAUAAUCCAAUAAAAUGCACAAGUUAUUCUCUGUCAAGUCCUUCGCCUCUUCGUUAAUUAAAAAUCGGACCCGGCAUCAGCUAUCAGCUCCUUUCUCUACUUCUCUGCUCUUCGAUGAUACUCAGAUACAGUUCAAGGAAAGUGUUGCUCAGUUUGCUCAAGAACAUGUAGCUCCUCACGCGGAAAAAAUCGAUAAGACUAAUUAUUUUCCGCAGGAUGUAAAUUUAUGGAAAUUGAUGGGUGAUUUCAACCUUCAUGGAAUUACGGCUCCAGAGGAAUAUGGAGGACUUGGCCUUGGAUAUUUAUAUCAUUGUAUAGCUAUGGAAGAAAUUAGUCGUGCCUCUGGAUCGGUUGGCCUUUCAUAUGGUGCACAUUCUAAUCUGUGCAUUAAUCAGUUGGUGAGGAAUGCAAAUCCUGAUCAAAAGCAAAAGUAUCUCCCAAAGCUGAUAAGUGGUGAGCAUGUUGGGGCUCUUGCUAUGAGUGAACCCAAUGCUGGAUCAGAUGUUGUUAGCAUGAAAUGCAGAGCUGAUCGUGUUGAUGGGGGUUAUGUUCUGAAUGGGAAUAAGAUGUGGUGUACCAAUGGUCCUGUGGCACAAACACUGGUUGUUUACGCUAAAACAGAUAUUGCUGCUCGCUCAAAAGGAAUCACUGCGUUUAUCAUUGAGAAGGGAAUGGCAGGUUUCAGUACUGCCCAGAAACUAGACAAGCUUGGGAUGAGAGGAAGUGAUACAUGUGAACUUGUGUUUGAAAAUUGCUUCGUUCCUGAAGAGAAUGUGCUGGGGCAGGAAGGGAAAGGAGUUUAUGUUAUGAUGUCGGGCCUAGAUUUGGAAAGACUUGUGCUAGCAGCUGGGCCUAUUGGGAUCAUGCAGGCUUGUCUUGAUGUGGCACUUCCAUAUGUCCGCCAGAGGGAGCAAUUUGGCAAGCCUAUCGGUGAACAUCAAUUUAUACAGGGGAAAGUUGCUGACAUGUAUACUGCCCUACAGUCCUCAAGGUCAUAUGUCUACUCUGUUGCUAGGGAUUGUGACAAUGGGAAGGUUGAUCCAAAGGAUUGCGCAGGUGUGAUUCUAUGUGCAGCUGAAAGAGCUACUCAAGUCGCUCUUCAGGCAAUACAGUGUCUUGGGGGUAAUGGGUAUGUGAAUGAGUAUCCAACCGGGCGUCUCCUUCGGGAUGCAAAACUGUAUGAAAUAGGGGCUGGCACCAGUGAGAUCAGAAGAAUGAUUAUUGGGCGGGAGCUGUUUAACAAAGAGUAGCUAAUUAAUUAAACAUUUGCCUGGUUGGUUGUGCACAAACAAGUGAAGCAACUACCAAAGAUUAUAUAUUGUUACUAAAAAGUAGAACAAUUUAAGAAUAACAAUUAUGUCAUGAGCUUGCUUGUGAUAUGAUAGUUAUUACAGUGUAUUUUUUCACAUGGGCAAAGUGAGAUGAUAUUUAACCAAAACAGGUGGAUGGAUAAUCAAAUGAGCUUAUUUUACUCUUACUUGUUGUUUUUCUUGAAAUAAAG